GGGGGCGCAUCCGCAUGUGUGCAGCCCUGGGUCCCUGUGUGUCUGCUGCACAGGGAGGGUCCCACAGGGCCCUGUGCACGUGCGCAUUAUUUGCUCACAAGGUUCUAGAGCCACGUCCUAGCAACAGGACAAACAGUGUGCGCUUGGCCUUCAGCAGAGUUGGUAGCUGAAGGACAGCGCUCAGAGCCCUGCUCUCUACCCCGAGAACUGACCUUGACCUUCCCUAAGUGCCCUAUGGGCGACUACCUGAGCACACCCUGCCCCUCAGCCCCUCCCCGAGCCCUGGGGGGCCGGCACCUGCCGCGAGGGCCCGGCCACCUCCAGGCCGCUCCCCGCCAUCGCCGACUGCCCCUGGCCGGCCCGGGUCACCCAGCUCUCCACCAGCUGCUGGCCGCUCGCAGGCCAGCCUACAGGUGUCCCGUGACUUUACAUCGACGCCUUGUAACAGUGCUUCACAGAAGAUGCUCCCUGCUCCCGCGGACCCUGCGCUCCUUUCUGGGCGUUCUCAUCUCCACCUGCAGUCGAGUCCGUCGGAGAAGGGCCGUGCUGCGCGCCCAGACCUCCACGCUGUCCUGCAGCUCAGCAUCUCCAGUGGGCACAGCCCCCGUCUGUGCAGCGCAGGAACAGCCCCGCACUCCUGUGCUGCCCACAACGCCCGGGUGUGCCCUGGGCUCGUGCGCGGAGGCGGUGUCAAGGGCCCCUGGUGAGAGCGGGGAAGGGUUGGCCAAGCAGGGGGAAGACCCGGCAGUCCCAGAGGGGGAAGAUCAGAGGAGCCCAGACGGCACUGGGGGUGAAGAACCCGAGAUGAGGCACCUGUGGGUCCAGAGAGGCCCCAUUUCUUUCAUUCCGAGGCCUGGGUCUCUGCAGAGGAACCUCCGUGCCAAGAACUCAGAAGACCGCUGCGUGCAGAAACCCCAGACCUCUUGCGUGAGCUCCUGCCCCCGUAGAAAUGUCAUCAGCAGCUCGUACAGCUCCUCCCGGGGUUCCCCUCCAGUGCGGAGGAAGAGGGGUCCCGCACACAGCGAGCUGCCCCCGAAAUCCUUGAAGAAAGGGAGGAAGGAGAGCCCCCGGCCUCCCGCUGCAGCUCUGGUGGUCUCACCGUGGACGAACUGGCCCGACAGGGAUGCAGACACAGUCAGAGGGCCGAGGGGAACCAAGGGGAACACAUCCGAUGGUCCCAGGCCCCGAAGACGCAGGUUUCCUCUGCUGCCACACAGGCGAGGGGAGCCCCUGAGGCUGCCCCCACCCCCUGAACUGGGUUUCCCAGUCACCGGGGAAGACCUCAACAUGGAGAAGAAAGCAGCGUUCCGGCAGAUCAAUAGCAUGUUACGGGGUGAGACCGAGGCGGGCUUGGCUCCCCCGCCCUCCCCGGACGCUGAGGUCACCUCCAUGGGGACCACUCCACCCUCUCAGCCUCUCCUCUCGGGGGCUCCCCAGACCACCAGUGGGAGCAUCUUGCCCCCUCUGCAGACCCCGCAGACGGCCCCCAUGGGUGCCCUGGCCUUUGACACCCCCGCUCAGGAGACUGGGGUCACUCCCAUAAAUAACACUGCACCCUCUCAGCCUCUGCUCUCGGGGGCUCCCCAGACCACCAGUGGGAGCAUCCUGCCCCCUCUGCAGGCCCCGCAGACGGCCCCCAGUGGUGGCCUGGCUGUCUUCACCCCUGCUUGUGACUCUGGGGUCACUCCUAUGGACAGCACUCCACCCUCUCAGCCUCUGCUCUUGGGGGCUCCCCAGACCACCAGUGGGAGUAUCCUGCCCCCUCUGCAGGCCCCGCAGACGGCCCCCAGUGGUGGCCUGGCUUUCUUCACCCCUGCUUGUGACUCUGGGGUCACUCCUAUGGACAGCACUCCACCCUCUCAGCCUCUGCUCUUGGGGGCUCCCCAGACCACCAGUGGGAGUAUCCUGCCCCCUCUGCAGGCCCCGCAGACGGCCCCCAGUGGUGGCCUGGCUUUCUUCACCCCUGCUUCCGACUCUGGGGUCACUCCUAUGGACAGCACUCCACCCUCUCAGCCUCUGCUCUCGGGGGCUCCCCAGACCAGCAGUGGGAGCAUCCUGCCCCCUCUGCAGGCCCCGCAGACGGCCCCGAGUGGUGCCCUGGCCUUCGUCACCCCCGCUCAGGGGACUGGGGUCACCCCCAUGAAUAGCACUGUAUCCUCCCAGCCUCUUCUCUCGGGGGCUCCCCAGACCACCAGUGGGAGUAUCCUGCCCCCUCUGCAGGCCCCGCAGACGGCCCCCAGUGGUGGCCUGGCUGUCUUCACCCCUGCUUGUGACUCUGGGGUCACUCCUAUGGACAGCACUCCACCCUCUCAGCCUCUGCUCUCGGGGGCUCCCCAGACCACCAGUGGGAGUAUCCUGCCCCCUCUGCAGGCCCCGCAGACGGCCCCGAGUGGUGCCCUGGCCUUCGUCACCCCCGCUCAGGGGACUGGGGUCACCCCCAUGAAUAGCACUGUACCCUCUCAGCCUCUGCUCUCAGGGGCUCCCCAGACCACCAGUGGGAACAUCCUGCCCCCGCUGCAGGCCCCGCAGACGGCCUCCCAUGAUGGCGUGGCCUUAAUCAUCCUCACCACCAGCCUGUCUGCACUGAGCUUCUGUGGGCCUAACCUAACUGUAACACUUCCUGCUAACCCUGGGACCUCUGCGCAGCCCAUCCUUGCGGUCCCUCAUGGGCAGCAGUGUGGAGCCACCACCGCCUGUGACAGCUCUUCCCAGUAUCGAAAGCAGGCAGCUCCAGCCCCAACCUCGGACUCACUCUCCGCUCCAGGUCUGCUAGCCUUCCGGCCCCCUCCAAAAGCGUCUUCUGACGGUUUGUCAUCCAGAAAUCCCACCAUGGGCACUCAUGCCAGCACCCAGCCAAUCUCUUCUGCCACCUCAACUGUCUUCCCCCAUGGCUCUGCAGCAGCUGCCUACAUGCCCAGCGUUGUUACCAGGGCUGGGCCCAACGCUUGGCGGCACUGCCCAAGAUCUGCCAGCUCGAGCCCAGUCCCCUGCAGGUUCGGGGUCUCAGCUACAUGUAAGGGCGGCAGGAGCCAAAUGGGUGAUCUUGAGCUGUGCCGCCUCUUUGCAGCUCUUAGCAUCACAGGAGAGGCGAAGCGGAGCCCGAGCACCACACGCUGCCGUGGGGGACGCAGGGGCCUGAACACCUGGGGCCCUGUUCACCAGAGCACCCCCAUGCUGGCCACGGGACCCAGCACCAAGCAGCAGCCUGGGUUUGGAGGCACUGCUGCCCCCAUCUUAAGUCCCACCCCCGGGGGUGCCCCCAGGCAGAGCCCCUCUGCUUCCAGCCGAGGGCCCGGCACCUCUCACAGUAAGGCUGGCAUGUCUGUCCUGGCCUGUGGCAGCAGCCCUGCCUGCGCAGCGGGCACAGGAAUGAGCAGCCACACUGUGAGGGCCCGCUCAUCACCUGUCCAGGGCGUGGCUGCACACAAGGCUGCUGGGCCGUCCAACAAGUCGUCUUCCUCCAGGCUGGGAUCCCCUCCCUUGGAAUCUAAGAGGCAGAUGAUGGCCUGAAUUGGUGACUUUGGGAGACACAGUCAGUGUCCCCUACCUCCCCGGCUGGACUUCAUGCAGGCAGGCCCCAUUUGGGGGUGAAACACAAGCCUGGCCCUAACUUCUGGAAUCCCGGAGCCCCCUGCCUGCGAUCUUGUCCCCAGAGGUGGUUGACCUGAGACUGUUACCUGAUCCCACUGAUCCCAAGUGGUCAGAGUCCUCAGGACAGUAGACAAAGGCCCUUGUCCUGUCCUCUCCGGCCCUAGAGCAAGGGGCACACCCCUGCUGCCUACAGCUGACUCCUCCUCUCCCCAUUUUCCUCCCAAAACCCUGGUGUUUUUUCAUAGCUUAUAAUAAAGUUUUGUUCUUGUUUGCAUUAAAAAAAGACCAGAACUUUUCUGAAUUUGGUAAAAACUAAGCCCUAAUGCUUUAAGGCAUUUACUCUACAUAAUAAGUUAAUUUCUAUUCUAUGUGUCUAAGAGCAAAGUACUGUCAUCGAGACAUUUUAAAAUACUCAUUAAUUUCACUUUCUUUUAGCUUUCUUCUCUCACAAAACCCUACCUAAGAAAGGCUACUAACCACUUAAAAAAAUUAAAUGUUAAUAAAGCAGUAGUGAAGGUAGAAUGAAAUGCUAAAAAUGCUCAAUCCCAAAAAAAGAACAAGUAAUUAAAUAGAUGAGAAAGACAGAAAAAUAUUAAAAUGGUAAAUUUAAACCUAACCAGAAUGGGUCAUUAUAUUAAAUGUAAAAUUUUCUAUGGAAUUAAAAAACAGAUUGAUUUGCAAAGUAAGACUCAGUUACAUACUGUUUAUGAGCCCUCCUUAACAAGGGUACAGAUAUGUUAAAACUGAAAGGAUGGAAGAAGAUGUACACGCUCACAAUAAAUAGGAAGGCUGGACUGGCUCUGUUAAUACCGGAAAACUAGGUUUCAGAGUGAGGAGCGAUGUCCCUGUGAUAAAGAGGGACAUCGUGAAAUGACAGAAGGGAAAAGAGUGAUCCAUCAGGAGGGCGUGACCUCAAGUGUGCCUGCCGCUGUGAGAACAGAACUUCAGAUGCUUGAGGCAGAAAUUCUCAGAACGAAAAGGAGAAAUGAGUAAAUCCACUGUUUCUCCUGGAGAUUUCAUAAUUGAUGGAGCAAAUGGAAAGAAAGUAAGUGAAGAUACAGAAACCUUGAAAUGUAUUUGGAACAGCUUGGCCUGAGUGAUCUUUUCGGAGUACUCCACCCAAUGACCACAGAAUUCACGUUGUCUUUAAAGUUUAUGUGGAAUAGCCAUCAAAAUAGGAAGAUGGACCAUAAAAUAAAUUUUAAUAAAUUUUAAAGGAUUGAGAUAAUACAGGCCAUGUUCUCCGACCCUAACAGAGUUAAAUUAGAAACCAGUAACUGAAACUUGCAUGCAAACCCUCUAGAUACUUAGAAAUUCAAAGAAUACUGGGUACACCUAUGGGUCAAAAGAGAAAUCAGAAAAUAUUUUGAACUUAAGGAAAAUGAAAACAACAUUAACUUUUGUGAGACAGUGCUAAGCAACAGUUAGAGCAAUCAGUUUUAAAAGCUUGUAUGAGAAAAUAAAAAGAUCUGCCAUCAGUGACUGAACCUCCACUUUUAACAAAGAAGAGGAAGUUAGUGGAAAAGACUUGGUACCAAGAAUAGAGAAACAUUAAUAAAACCCAAAGCCCAUAUUUUGAGAAUGUGAGAAAAAAAAAAAAAUUAACACUGCUAGCUAACCUGAUAAUCAAGAAACACAGAGGAAAAAAAAAAAAAGAAGACACAAAUUGCCAGUAUCGAGAUAGGUCAUCACUGCAUAUCCUACAGAUAUUAAAGGGUUAUGAGAGAAUCUUAAAAUAACUUUAUGUCAGGAAAUUCACCGAAACUAACAAUAGAAGAAAUAGAAAAUCUAAAAUACUUUCACUUUAUAUAUAUAUAAAUGAGUAAUAAAAGUUAGAUGAGAAAGAUAGACAAGAAAUAUCAAAACGGUAAAUUUAAACUUAACCAGAAUGGGUAAUUAUAUUAAAUGUAAAGUUUUCUAUGGAAUUAAAAACAAAGAUUAUAUAUAUGUAUUUUAUAUAUAUAUAUAUGUAUUAAAAAUAUGUAUAUAAUUGAAUUCGUAAUUAAA
Camelus dromedarius (Arabian camel) is the source of this 5598-nucleotide messenger RNA. Its product is annotated as nuclear envelope pore membrane protein POM 121C. The transcript has a single exon. Bases 235 to 3510 code for a protein of 1091 amino acids. NCBI's taxonomy places the organism in Eukaryota, Metazoa, Chordata, Mammalia, Artiodactyla, Camelidae. The record is from RefSeq and is a predicted model, not a curated record.